Messenger RNA from Parnassius apollo (apollo), 276 nucleotides. Lineage: Eukaryota; Metazoa; Arthropoda; Insecta; Lepidoptera; Papilionidae. The record is from the annotation of a GenBank genome assembly.
AUGAAAAAUGAAAUGGCAAAACAAACAGAAGAUAUAAUUUCGAAACUAGACGAAAAGUUGGCUCCUCUCACAUGCGAAGUCGAAGAAUUAAGGGACAACUAUACCCCUUCAAAACAUUGGCGUGUUUGUAAAAAACAUUUCAACCCUGACGAUUAUGCUUUACCUAAAGAACCAAAUACAGAAAAUCCUACUCCUAAACUAAAACCAAAAGCGGUGCCGAUAGUCGAUUUUGCUGGAACUAUGAAAGUGAAGAGACAAAGAGAGAGGGGAUAUUGA